This is a messenger RNA of Rubroshorea leprosula, 2513 nucleotides long. The record is from the annotation of a GenBank genome assembly. Lineage: Eukaryota; Viridiplantae; Streptophyta; Magnoliopsida; Malvales; Dipterocarpaceae.
CUCAAGCUUUUUGAGUGUUUGUGUUUAUAUAUGCAUACAACACAAGAAUUGAUACUAAAGAUUGACAAUUCAUUCAGCCUUCUGGUUCAUUGCUUGAAGAUCAGAAAUGUUGGACAGCGGAAAGUCAACUUCUAUUAUGAGUUCACUUUCAUCCUUGUUGCUGAAAGCAUGGAAUGAAUGGGAUGUUAGGGGAAUGAUUCUUUUGAGUCUACUUUUACAAAUCAUCCUCUCUUUCCUAGGCAACCGCAGGAAGUACGCAAAAAAUCAGUUCACUAGAAUUGUUCUAUGGUUUGCCUACUUAAGUGCAGACUGGGUUGCUAUUGCUACUUUGGGCAAGCUUUCUAUUUCCUGUCCAGGAUCUCCCACCACCAACAUUUUGCGAGCAUUUUGGGCUCCCUUACUCAUACUACAUCUUGGUGGUCCUGACACCAUCACGGCAUAUGCCUAUGAAGAUAACAAACUCCGGAUUAGACACCUCCUCAUUCUUGUUGUCAAAGUCGUUUUGGCCAUCUAUGUUAUUGCUUUGUCAUGGACCCAUUCUUGGCUGUCAUUUUUUACUCUCCCCCUCAUCAAAGCUGGAAUUGCUAAAUAUGCAGAAAGGAUAUUGUGUCUAAAGCUCAAUAAUUCAAAGAAAACAGAACCAAUCUUUUCCUUCCUUAAUUUUUCUCAAUCCCAACUCAGUUUUUAUGAGUCUCAACCUACCUUUAAACUUUUUCUAAGAGAAAACGCAGAUGUGUUUAUGGCCUAUUUCGCUUUUUCAGUGCUGAGACCAGAUGUCAAUAAUUACCUAUCCUAUAGUCUUUCCACUGCCAAAACAAGGAUAGAAACAUGUCUUGUGGAAAUGUUCGGUCCAGAUUGGCUAAAUGCUGCGGUUGGUUUUCCAAUCGAUUAUUUUUCAGAAAACGCAAAUGACUUAGGAACAGCUACUGCUGAAUUGGGGUUGAUAUUUGACUUUGUUUACACCAAGUCUGCUUUGAUUUACACUAAGACAGGAUGCUUCCUCCGCCUAACCAGCUUCGCUUGCUCUUUUUCGGUUCUGCUGCUCUUCUUGAUCAGCAUCAUGAACGAGUCGAAAUUCCAUUUCUCAAGCGUUGAUAUUUACAUAACGAGCAUCUUGUUGGGUGGAGCUAUUGCUUUGGAGCUUUAUGCAGCAUGGAUGAUGUUUUCUUCUGAUUGGGCAAUCCUUGUUGCUGCACUUCAUCAUAAUGCGUUGAAAAAUGUUUGUGUUAAUGUGGAUAAAGCAGCAGCUCCUGUUCUUCUCGAUGGAGCUGUGGCGGGAAAAAAGGCUGCUGUUCCCAAACCGGCUCAGAAAAAGGUGGUUAUCAAGCCAAAGGCAACGGCAGUAAUUGAAAUUAGUCCUAAUGCAGAAGAUGAGGUUGAGGAUAAGAAGCAAGAGAAGGAGAAACAAGAGAAGGUGAACAACAAAAAGGAAGGAGAAGGAUCAUCCAAGAAGAAAGCUCCCACUCUUACUUCAGUCCUUACUGCUCGAAGCAAGGCUGCUUGUGGCAUUACAAAGAAACCAAAGGAGGAGAUUGUUGAUAUUGAUGCAGCAGAUGCUGGCAAUGACUUAGCUGGGGUGGAAUAUGUUGAAGACAUUUACAAAUUCUACAAGUCCGUUGAGAAUGAAAGCAGGCCUACUGACUACAUUCAUCUGCAAACAGACAUGAAUGAGAAAAUGAGAGCCAUUCUUGUUGAUUGGCUGGUUGAUGUCCAUCUCAAGUUUGAGCUUUCCCCUGAAACCCUCUAUCUCACCAUCAACAUAGUCGACCGGUUCCUCUCUGUUAAGAUUGUGCCUAGGAGGGAAUUGCAACUGGUUGGUGUGGGUGCCAUGCUUAUGGCCUCAAAAUAUGAAGAAAUCUGGGCCCCGGAGGUAAAUGAUUUGGUGUGUAUAGCAGAUAGAGCAUACACUCAUCAACAGAUACUGGUCAUGGAGAAAACAAUACUGGGAAAACUGGAAUGGACCUUGACAGUUCCCACACAUUAUGUGUUCCUUGUUCGUUUCCUCAAGGCAUCCAUUCCCGACGAGAAGAAGAUAGAAAACAUGGUUUUCUUCCUGGCUGAGUUGGGUCUGAUGCAGUAUGAGACCAUAAUGUUCUGCCCGUCAAUGGUUGCUGCCUCAGCAGUCUACGCAGCGCGAUGUACUCUGUCCCUGAAGCCUGCCUGGACUGACACCCUUAAGCAUCAUACUGGUUACUCAGAAGCACAACUGAUGGAUUGUGCUAAGCUGCUGGCAUACUUCCACUCGAAGGCUGCAGAAAACAGGCUUCAGGCCGUGCAUAGGAAGUACUCAAGUCCUAUACGAGGAGCUGUCGCUUUGCUGAAACCAGCUCAGUCUCUAAUGUCUCCUGAUGCUGUGAAGAGCACAGCUUAGUUUCUUUGGAAUCAUUAUUUUGUAGUAAACAGUCACAAAGAAAUCCUACCCUGUGAUUUGAUUUGCAAUGGAGAAAGCGAAAGGAAAACACCUUUCUGUGUAGUGUCUCCUACUGGGGAAUUAUUAAAUUCAUUCUCGUUUA